This is a messenger RNA of Glycine soja, 826 nucleotides long. Its product is annotated as cysteine proteinase inhibitor B. The record is from RefSeq and is a predicted model, not a curated record. The coding region runs from base 201 to 581 and encodes 126 amino acids. NCBI's taxonomy places the organism in Eukaryota, Viridiplantae, Streptophyta, Magnoliopsida, Fabales, Fabaceae. The transcript has a single exon. Gene Ontology annotation, molecular function: cysteine-type endopeptidase inhibitor activity.
AAAAACAAACGCGGCAUAACGUUUGCAUUGUCGUCUCAUCUUAGCCUUUACGUGUCGAAACCAAACACAUGCACCAACCGCACUAUAUAUAUCUCACACCACACCUUCAAACUUUCAUAUCCUCGUCAGUGCUUACUACUUAAUUUCCACUUCUAAUUAACAAAGUUAAGCAAGCAUUGACUUGGUACCUAUAAGUAGUAAUGGCUGUGGCUUUGACGAUUGUGUUGAGCUUGCUCUCGGUUCUCUCUUCUGCAUCUUGUGCACGAAUGGUGGGGGGGAAGACGGAGGUCCCCGACGUGAGAACAAACAGGGAAGUGCAAGAGCUUGGAAGGUUCGCGGUGGAGGAGUACAACCGCGGUUUGAAACAGUGGAAGAACAAUGGGAGUGAACAGUUGAACUUUUCGGAGGUGGUGGAGGCGCAGCAACAAGUGGUGUCAGGAAUGAAGUACUACUUGAAGAUCUCAGCUACUCAUAAAGGGGUUCACAAAAUGUUCACCUCUGUUGUGGUGGUCAAGCCAUGGCUUCAUUCCAAGCAACUCCUUCAUUUUGCGCCUGCAGCACCAUCCAGUAAAGAUUUUUGAGAUGCAUGCAUGCUAGCUAUUUGGAGCUAAUUAAUUAUAUAAUAAUUAAUAACCAUGGCGGUAUUUGUAAUUGCAAGUGAGCUUUUUGAUUUUCUUCUACUAAAGUUUUCCUCUACUUUUUGUAAUGGGUAUAUCUGUGGGCAGAACAACAAAAAUCAACUACGAGUUGAAAUCUUACUUACCAGCCAUAUGUACCAAAGAAAGUGAAUAAUAACUAUAUAUAUGCUAUAGUUUUGUUCUAAACU